GUCCAAACUGUUUAACUCCAUGGAAGUCUCAAGAGGCUGAAAUAGCGGAUCUCCCCAGUAAGGUGCUGCUUCAUUAUACCCCAAAGGCCUGCAGAAACCCAAUUUGUCUUGACCUGUCUGCAAAUCUUUUACAUGGAAGACUAACUGGAAACAAAGUAGUGAACUGGGACAUCAAGGAUAUGAUCAACUGUAUUGGCGGAGUAAAUGUGCUGUUUCCAUUGCUGGAGCAGAUCAGUUUUCUUGGUGGACAGAUGCAUGAGAAGUCUGAAGGGGAAACUCUACCUCCAGAACUAGUUACUCCUGUAGAGGGAGACUGGGUGGUAUUGUCAUCCACAAAGGCAUCAGAAGCGCGCCUGGAGAAGAACGUUGUUGCAACUUUCAUCUUGAUGAUAAAACACUUUAUUCAGAGACACCAUGUUAAUCAAGAAAACCUCAUUCACUCCCAUGGAGUUGCCACUUUAGGAGCCUUGUUACAGAAGGUGCCAAGCAACUUAAUGGAUGUGAAUGUACUGAUGGCUGUACAGUUGUUGAUAGAACAAGUCUCAGUAGAAAAGAACAUGCAGCUUUUGCAAGAGAUGUAUCAAUACUUGCUUUUUGACUUCAGUAUCUGGAACAGUGGAGACUUCCCCUUCAGAAUUGGGCAUAUACAAUAUCUAUCUACAAUCAUCAAAGACAGCAGAAGACUCUUCAGAAAGAAAUAUGGUGUGCAGUUUCUUCUAGACACACUGAGGAUUUAUUAUGGGAGUGGCUGUAAAGACAGUGAUUUGGCUCCUGAUGACCUGAGAACCAUACGGACGUCCCUCUAUGGACUGAUCAAAUAUUUCCUGAGCAAAGGUGGAACACAUGAAGAAAUACAGAGCAUCAUAGGAUACAUAGCUGCUACCAAUGACGAGGAACAGCUCUGUGGAAUUCUAGACAUUCUCUUCAGCCUACUUCAUUCCAGCCCAACACCAGACCAGCUUUUUUUAUUGCUUUUUGAACCAGGGAAUGCUGAUAUUCUUUAUGCUCUGUUACUGCAUCAGAGAUACUCUGACAGGCUUAGAGAACUUGUGUUCAAGAUUGUGGAAGAGAUGCUGAAAUGUACUAAAGUUUAUGAACGUAGCAAGCACCGUAUGAGACUCAGAGAAGUGGGAUACUCUGGUCUGGGGCUCCUUCUGAAUGAAUCACCCGUUACUGUUUCUCUCAUUAAAAACCUCCUUAACCAAGUUCUAUAUGCAGAUCCUGCUGUGAAUUAUAAAGAUCUCAUAGCUGUAGUGCAUCUGGCUCAUAGAUCAGAUAUAAACGUGAGAGUGGUUAUCUGUAGAAAGGUUUUGCAUAUUUUGCAUUCCCAAUUGGAUGCAGCACAACAGAUUUCUCAGCAGCUGGGUUGGCAGGACACCUUGAUUAGACUACUCCUGAAAGAAAACUCAGAGGUCCAGAUUGGCUUUAAAGAGAACAGGGCUGAUUCCUCAAGGGAAGAGGAAAAAAAGCCUCCUGUUGAAGAGCUUCAGAAACAUCAACCUGAGAAGACAGAGGGAGACAAAAUUGGCAGCUUUUCAUCUGUUAAUGGCCUGUUUGAUCAGUGGAGUUUAGAAGACAGCAAAUCCCUGGAUGUCCCUGCUCACUUCUCUGUCAUGCCACUGGAAGAUGGAUCCACAGCAGAGAUGUCUUUUAGGUCGGAGGACGGAGAAGAAUUGUGGCACAGUAAUCCUUCACAUUUAAGCUUAGAUCUGUCAAGUGUCGACUCCUAUGAAUUGGCUGACAUUGUGAAUCAGAUGACAGAUAGCCAGCCCAGCACACCAUCACCUAUAGAGAACACAAAACCAUUCUCUGGGCAGCCUGAAAAAGAGCUGGGAGUAAUAAAUGAUGUGGGCUUCACUGCUGAUCUUUCUUUAUUUGAAAACCAAGGAGGGGGUGAUAAUGAACUCAUACAGUUACUUACAGACAUACUACUGUGUAUAAUGUGGAAAGGCAUUGAAAAGUCUGAUGAUGCUGCUUGGAUUGAGAGAGGACAGGUGUUUUCUGCACUGACCAAACUGGGGAUAUCUAAUGAGUUGCUGAGACCUUCUGAUGAAAUAAAACUCAAGUUGCUGGAGAAGAUGUUAGAAUGGUCAGUCACUGAUAACAGAGAUUCAAAAGCUCUCCCUACACAUGCUGAAAAUGCCUUCAAGCUCUUGCUAAUUGUACAUGAUUUCCUGCAGGCUGAAGGACUAGUUAAUUCAAAUUUGUGGACAGAAAAGCUCUUGGAGGAAUUAGUGACUCUCAUGGAUAGCCUGUCAGUCUGGUACUCUGCUGGACUAGAAGCAAUCAGGCUUUCCCAGGUGCAAGUCCAGUUGCUCCUUGGAUUCAUUGCACAAGAUAACUUACAGGUCUGUGCUAUGGCAGCAGCCAAACUAAACACCCUCCUUCAGACCAAAGUAAUUGAGAGCCAGCCUGAAGCAUGCUACCUCUUGGGGAAGCUGGAAGGCAUCUUGAGUAGAUCAAUUGAAGAGAAGACCGAAACUUACUCAUUUUUGAUUCCCCUUGUUCGGACACUGAUAUCCAAGAUUUAUGAACUUCUCUUCAUGAACCUGCAUCUCCCUUCAUUGCCUCCUACCAAUGGCAGCCCAUCUUUCUUUGAGGACUUUCAAGAAUACUGCAGCUCUGAUGAGUGGCAAGUUUAUAUUGACAAAUAUAUUAUUCCAAAUAUGAAGCAGUAUGAGGAAAAUUCAUUCAAACACGAUCAUAAGCAGAUGGCACUUUAUUGGAAAGAUUGUUAUGAAGCAUUUAUGGUGAACGUGCACAAGCGAGACCGGGAGAGAGGAGAAAGUAAGCUUAAAUUUCAGGAGCAUUUUGUGAAACCAUUCAACAAAAAGGCUCGACAGGAAAAUCUGCGGUACAACAGUAUGCUAAAGCAACUCAGUAGUCAACACACAGCUACUCUGAGACAGUGGAGAACAGCUCAGCUUUACUUGUUCUCUGAACGCGGCCCUUGGUCUGAAAUGAAACAGGAUCCUAUUCACUGGAAACUUUCAAAUGUGGAAAAUUUUUCACGUAUGAGACUAAAACUAGUGCAGAAUUACAACUUCAGCUCUCAUCAGGAUGCUAGUGACCUGAGAGAUAAUUUAGGUGUGCAGCAGACACAGCCCUCUAGUGAGUCUCUGCUUCUGGAGGUGGUGAAGCAGGUGAAGGUGAGUGACUUGGAAGACGAUGUUCUUGAACUACCAGAAGAAGACACAGCAGCCAGUUCCAAUUUGGAUGAGAAGGAUGAGCAAAGUCAGAAAGAAAAGCUAAUGUUGUCUGAAGACUGUGAACUCGUUACAGUAAUUGAUGUGAUACCUGGCAGGCUGGAGAUUACUACCCAGCACAUCUAUUUCUUUGAUGGUAGCAUUGAAAAAGAGGAAGGGGUAGGUUUUGAUUUCAAAUGGCACCUUUCUCAAAUUCGAGAGAUACAUUUACGUCGGUACAACCUGAGGAGGUCAGCUUUGGAGAUCUUCCUUACAGAUCAAACCAACUAUUUCCUCAACUUCAAUAAGGAGGUACGAAACAAAGUAUAUAGUCGAAUAUUGUCCCUGUGUUCUCCAAAUAUUUCUGGGACCAGAUCUCCACAGGAACUUUUUAAAGCUUCAGGUUUGAUGCAGAAAUGGGUGAAUAGAGAAAUAUCCAACUUUGACUACCUUAUUCAGCUGAACACAAUGGCAGGACGGACAUACAAUGACCUUGCUCAAUAUCCUGUGUUCCCCUGGAUUUUACAAGAUUAUACUUCAGAAGAACUGGACCUGAACAAUCCUGCGGUCUUUAGGGAUCUGUCCAAACCCAUAGGGGUGGUAAAUGAAAAGAAUGCUAAGGCUGUGAAAGAGAAGUAUGAGAAUUUUGAGGAUCCCCUUGGGAUCAUUGACAAGUUUCACUAUGGGACACAUUACUCAAAUGCUGCUGGUGUCAUGCAUUACCUCAUUCGCGUAGAACCUUUCACAACCCUUCAUAUCCAACUUCAAAGUGGCAGAUUUGACUGUGCUGACAGGCAAUUCCACUCAAUUUCUGCUACCUGGCAGGCACUCAUGGACAACCCUAAUGAUGUCAAGGAACUUAUUCCAGAGUUCUUCUACUUCCCAGAGUUCCUGGAGAAUCAAAAUGGUUUUAACUUAGGUCAGCUUCAAAUAUCAAAAGAGGUGGUAAAUGAUGUUGUUCUCCCCAAAUGGGCCCACUCACCAGAAGACUUCAUUUAUAAACACAGGAAGGCUCUG
This is a messenger RNA of Pterocles gutturalis (yellow-throated sandgrouse), 4202 nucleotides long. Its product is annotated as neurobeachin-like protein 1. The transcript has 27 exons. Gene Ontology annotation, cellular component: membrane; cytosol. The record is from RefSeq and is a predicted model, not a curated record. Lineage: Eukaryota; Metazoa; Chordata; Aves; Pterocliformes; Pteroclidae. Gene Ontology annotation, biological process: intracellular protein localization. Gene Ontology annotation, molecular function: protein kinase binding. The annotation marks the transcript as partial.